Messenger RNA from Cotesia glomerata, 932 nucleotides. RefSeq names its product BET1 homolog (gene Bet1). Lineage: Eukaryota; Metazoa; Arthropoda; Insecta; Hymenoptera; Braconidae. Gene Ontology annotation, cellular component: SNARE complex; Golgi trans cisterna. Gene Ontology annotation, biological process: endoplasmic reticulum to Golgi vesicle-mediated transport; vesicle fusion with Golgi apparatus. The record is from RefSeq and is a predicted model, not a curated record. The transcript is spliced from 4 exons. Gene Ontology annotation, molecular function: SNAP receptor activity. Bases 250 to 600 code for a protein of 116 amino acids.
AUGGACUUGUCAAUGAGGAGUAAAUUUUAAAUAACAUGGAUUAUUAUUUGUUGUUUAAUUCUUUGACGUGUCUACUAUGUCACAUUGUCUGUAAAAUGACGUGAUAAUUUUUAAUUACUUCACAACAGCCGCAAAAUACCAAGAUAUUUGGAUAAAACAACUCCAGGAAAUGUUAUCGAGGUCUACAAGUUAGCUCUCAAGACUUUAUUUAUUUUUUGUUUGCCAAAAGACAAGUAAAAUAUCACAAAAAUGAGGCGAUCACAUUCUGGUGAGAGGGCUGGCUACAGCUACGAGCCUUUACCAACAUCCUCAGGGAGUCAUUUGGAGCAAGAGAAUGAGCGACUGGAGGAGGAUCUCAGCGAUAAAAUUCAUGCGUUGAAAUCAUUAUCUAUCGACAUUGGAACUGAGGUCAAAUAUCAGGAUAAAAUCUUGAGAGACAUGGAUGAUGAUUUUGAAAGAACAAGUGGCUCACUAACGUCUUCAGUAGCUCGAGUUAUUAGAAUGGCCAAAGCUGGACACAAUUACUACAUAAUAUAUUUAUUUUUAUUCUCUAUUUUUGUCUUCUUCGUAUUAUGGAUUGUAUUAAAAUUCCGUGGGUAAAUUUAGUAAUUUUAAUCGUAAUUAUAAAUCAAAGAUAAGUUAUAUUAAUUUGUAAGCUGGAUAUUUGUAAUAAAACUUAUGUAAAUAUAUAUAUUUUCUUUUAAUUAGAAUGAAUUAUCCAUGUAAAGAUAACUUUUUCUACUUCUUGUUUAUCAAUUAGUAGAAAUACCGACCUAGAUUUACUGAUUGUUGCAUAAAUAUUAUCUGUGAGUACUUCCUAUUGCUAUUACUCACAUUUCUGCUAACUUUUUACUCGCCAGAAUGCUUAGAUUUAACGAUUCAAUUAAAAAAAAAAUUGUACAACAAAUAAUGACACUCAAAAGUUGUUUUUU